AAAAGCUAAUGUGUUAAUAAGAUGUUGAAGUUGGGAUUAAACAAUGUUUCAGUAACUCCUCAACAAUGAAAGUCACCAUCGUAGUGUUGGCUGUGCUUGUGAUUCGGGCUGCAGCUCUUCAUGAUGAUCAGGAUGAAGUUCAACUGAAAACAGUGACUGAAAAUGAGAAAUACUGCCAAGAGGAUGUGUACAAGGAGUUGAAAGAGCUGAGAGACGCAAUGGUGGAACUAAAAAUGCAGACGCAACUCCAGACAGAGCAACUCAAGAUGGAGAACAACGCUUUAAAACAGAGACUGGCAUCGACUGAGUAUGCUGUGGAAAAAAUAAAAGAAGGACUUGCAAGCAGGCCAGCAGUGGCAUUCGCAGCUGGGUCAGGUUAUCAAGGGAGCUACGGACCCUUUAACACAGAUGUCAUCAUGGCCUUCAGUAAUGUGUUUACAAAUAUUGGAAAUGCCUACAGUCCAAACACUGGUGUUUUCAAAGCACCAGUGAGAGGCAUCUACCACUUCACAUUUACUGUGUUUGGGAUUCGCAACUCAUACUUUUUUGGGGCAAAAUUUUUUAAGAAUCAACACCUGUAUUUUCAAGCACAUGACCAUGUUACUAUGCAGCACGAGUCUGUGACGAGAUCUAUCACUUUGUUACUGGAGCAGGGUGAUGAAGUUUAUUUAAAGCUCCAGGCGAACUAUCAGCUUUAUGAUGAUGGAAACAUCUAUAACACUUUUGAUGGCUUUUUGUUUCUCCCUCUGGAAAACAGUGGCCUUACUGAUGAUCACUAACAGGAAGAAAAUAUAUAUAAUAAAUGAGAAAAUAAAAUGA
Pangasianodon hypophthalmus (striped catfish) is the source of this 819-nucleotide messenger RNA. It is a transcript of the gene cbln17, whose product is annotated as cerebellin 17. Lineage: Eukaryota; Metazoa; Chordata; Actinopteri; Siluriformes; Pangasiidae. The transcript has 4 exons. The record is from RefSeq and is a predicted model, not a curated record. The coding region runs from base 66 to 779 and encodes 237 amino acids. Gene Ontology annotation, molecular function: protein binding.